UCAUUCGAAAUAUUGAUAACUGCUUCGAAAUAAGAUUCUUGGAAAUGAUGACAUUUGAAACCAUAUUAUUGUCAAUGGCAUUGGUCAUAAUGUCAGUAGCCGCCUAUUCACCUACAGAAAAGCACGAACUAGGUAUACAUGGAGUGAAAAAGGUUUUACAGCUUGAAAAUGCAGUUGGUGGAAAUAUAGGCGGUCAUCGUGCAGACUCCCUUUCUGUACUGGAUGUAAUUGAUGCAAAUAGACAAGCAGGAAAUGACAGAAGAAGCUCAGCCGUCUCUGAAAUCAUACAAAGCUCAUCAUCUCAAAGGUCUGGUGUUGUAUCAAGCAAUGAUGCAUUAAACAGAAAUUGUCAUUAUGAGUGUGGAGUAGAUAAUCUUUGUAAUGUAGGGCAGAAAUGUGUACGAGAUGGUUGUAGCAGUUAUUGCGUCCGAGUUUCUUCUGGCGGUGUAAUUGGAGUAUCUGGUUUGUCGGGGUCUAUAAGAAGAGGAAACACAGUCUCAGAAAUUAUUAGAGGUUCGUCAUCUGACCUGACCAGGGUUUCAAGUAUUGAUGGUUCGAAAUGCAGUUAUGGAUGUGGAGACAAUAAAUUAUGUGCGUCAGGACUUAAAUGUGUCCACGAAGGAUGCAACAGUUAUUGCGUACAAAUUUCAUCUGGUAGCAUUAUUGGUUCAUCUGGUCAGUCUUUGACCGGACGUUUAGAUUUAUCUAACAAUGCUCAUUUGGAAACUAUUGGUAGAAGAAGUGGAAUUUCUGGUCACACAGGUUCCGAUAUUCUUGACGCUAUCUCAUCUAGACGUAGUGUCAUAGAUGCAUUGGACACAGUUUCUUCUAGACGAGGUGGAUCAGUGAGUUCAUCUGGUUCAGGGAUUGUAUCUCAGACAGUAGUAGGAGAACACAGUGGUUGCAGAAGACUAUGUCAUAGUGAUGCAGAUUGUCCUCCAAGCAAGUACUGUACCACUGUUAAAUGUCACAGGAUUUGUAGAAGAAGGCCGUCUAAUGGAUACUCACGAUAAACAGAAUUAGAAAUUUGAAGAAAUCCACAUUUUUUAAGCGAACUGAUUUUUUUAUGAAAGAAAUAAAAUGUUAAAUACA
Mytilus californianus (California mussel) is the source of this 1092-nucleotide messenger RNA. RefSeq lists its product as uncharacterized. The transcript is spliced from 4 exons. Lineage: Eukaryota; Metazoa; Mollusca; Bivalvia; Mytilida; Mytilidae. The record is from RefSeq and is a predicted model, not a curated record. The coding region runs from base 45 to 1013 and encodes 322 amino acids.